Molecule: messenger RNA, 2769 nt
Organism: Daphnia magna
Lineage: Eukaryota; Metazoa; Arthropoda; Branchiopoda; Diplostraca; Daphniidae
Product: protein sine oculis
Exons: 5
Coding region: 288-1967 (559 amino acids)
Biological process (GO): regulation of transcription by RNA polymerase II
Cellular component (GO): nucleus; transcription regulator complex
Molecular function (GO): RNA polymerase II cis-regulatory region sequence-specific DNA binding; DNA-binding transcription factor activity, RNA polymerase II-specific
Source: RefSeq, a predicted model, not a curated record
AUCGUCAUUGGUCGGGAACGCGGACGGACGGAACCAAUGGCUGGUGGGUAUUCGAGAAGGAGGAGCUUAUUCACCCGAGUUCAGUUAAAGGAAAACUCGUGAGCCGACAAACUCGAAUCCCAAAGGCGACCAAAGAACACAAUUUUCGAUUAUUCACCUCCAACAAGUGUUCGCAUUCGGAUGCUGUUUUCAUAACUGCUUUUGACCCUUCCAGCCAAAGAUCAAGGAGCCUCUGAUAAAAUCAAGUGAAGUGCUGCUGACCUGUUUUGAUCGAAAGAAAGAGAAAUAUGGCAAGUGGUAGUCUUAGUAGUGGUGCGUCUUUGCUUCAUCCGUUUGGUGCUGGAUCGUCGGUUAAUGAAACGACGUCGACGGGCAGCGUGAGUCCUCCGCCGUCGGGUCACCACACCUUAGAACCGGCCACUGGAAAUCAUCCGUUGUUGAGUCAUCGGUUGGUGACGAAGAGCGAACGACAUCAUCAACAGCAUCGGUUGUACCAGCCGUAUCACCUUCCGCUUCAUCCGCACCAUCAUAUCCAGCAUCAUCAUCAUCUCCAACAGCAGCCACAGCAUAUGGAGAAUCAGUACGAUUUGAAUCAACAUUAUCCCGUGGCAUCGACCAGUGCUGUAGGCGGAACUGAUUCCCGGUGCAGCUCCGUGUCGUCUUCAGGCGGUGCGGAUCAACACCAUCACGUCGCGUUGGCGCUGAAAAGCGAACAACCUCAACACAACAGUUUGGAUCAAACGAGCAGCUUGGAACUUCUCGACAGCGCCAAUUUGUCUUAUGGCGAAGAUCCGCAACAGCGCCAUUCGUCCUCCGGUGGCGAUCGUCUCGAUUUACAUCAUAACGGCCCAUCGUCCGCCUCUUCGACAUCUUCUUCAUCUUUAGGACACAACAACAACAACAACAACAACAACAAUAACAACAAACCGAUGACUGGUCCGUCUGGAUCGUCUUCGAUGGCCAUGGCUUUCAGCAAGGACCAAGUCGCUUGCGUUUGCGAAGCUCUUCAACAGGCCGGCGAUAUGGAGCGUCUAUCGCGAUUCCUCUGGUCGCUUCCGGCGUCCGAAUUGAGCGGAAGCGCCAGUAGCGAGUCGGUCCUCCGAGCCCGGGUGGCCGUCGCUUUCCAUCGCGGUAAUUACCGUGAACUCUACAACCUGCUCGAGUCGCACAGUUUCAGUUCGCAGUACCACCAAGAAUUGCAAAACAUUUGGUACGGCGCUCACUAUAAGGAAGCGGAAAAAGUGAGAAACAGGGCGUUAGGAGCUGUGGACAAGUAUCGUCUACGACGCAAGUAUCCGCUCCCGAAGACGAUCUGGGAUGGCGAAGAGACCAUCUACUGCUUCAAGGAGAAAUCACGCGCCGCUUUGAAAGAUUGCUACAGGCAAAAUCGCUACCCGACUCCCGACGAGAAACGAACCCUGGCCAAAAAGACCGGCCUCACAUUGACCCAGGUUUCCAAUUGGUUCAAGAACCGACGCCAACGAGACCGGACCCCACCCCAACAACAGAGAAGUGAUGAUUGCAUGGGUAGUGAUAACGGAUUACCUACGACUCCGGUUAACGGAUCGUCGUCUUCAUCCGGAAUCGGCCUACACCACCACCACGGCGGCAAUGACUUGCUGGGCGAAUUGAAACCCAGCAAUUUCGCCAUGAGCGGCAACAAAAUGCUGUUUGACGAUGUUGUUCACAAUCCAUCCGGAAGCAGCGGAUUAAUGGCUGCCUCGAGGAGCAUGAGUUCGCUGAUGGCAUCGCAAUUCGUCGGUGGAGGCAAAGAUUCUCACGUCGCUACCAGCAGCCUCCUACACCUUCCAUCGACAGCUUUUGCCAGUUACCAUCCAUCCGGAGGCCACGGCUACGAUUCCGGAUCGGUAGCUACGUUGGCUAACCUCCACGUUGCCCACCAACACGUAGUACAACCGUCUUCGCUCUACCAUGGCCACAGGGAUCAGGCGUUCUCUCACGCUUGAUUAUAACGCAUUUUUAAAUAUCCCAAAACGAUAUGGGAAAAUUUAACACAACAAAAAACUGGCAAAAAUAUUUUUUUUUUCUUCAAAAGAACAAACAAAUCCCAGUCAAAUAUUAUAAUGUUUCUUAUUUUUUUGUCCUUUGUGCAGUCAAAUGGGUUUUGCAUUUUUUUUUUUUCUCCUCGCCUAAAUUCACCUGUUUUCGUUUUAUAUGUGUGUAAUUGUUUGUGAACUUGAUUGGGGGGGUUGUAUAUCAGGAUCAUUGUGUGUGUUGUUCAUUCUCGAUUUACAGAAUUUUGUUUGCACUAGUUACCCCGGCAAUAGUUGUCUUCUAUUGUUGCUGAUGUAUUCCAUCAGUGCCUGAGGUGUUCUUCUUUUUUAAAAAUACGUUGUAACUGUCUCUCUUUUCACUAUAUAACUCUUCUUGGUGUCAUACUCAUUUUUUCCUGGAUAUUCCGUUCGUCCACUCAUUGGCGCGACGAUCUCAAUGUGAUAAAAAAGAAUCCCAUUAAAUUGAAAAAAACAAAACAAGAAAUUAAGUAAAACAUAGACAAGGAAAGGGAAAAAGAGGUUGGAAAAUCAAAUUAUUUGUAGCCUCAGACAUGAAGAGACUAUGUGCACUGUUCCCAAACAAAAUCAUAAAAAAAAAAAAAAAUAAUAAUACUUUGUAAUUUCUAUAGAGUAUACUAUAUCCACUUAAACAAUAUACGAUUAAUAAGUCGAUCAUGUGAUACAUGUAAUGAAACAUUUGUAUGAAUUCAGUCUACUAGACGUAACAAUACACACUGCAACGUAUACGAGGAAA